AUGUGCGUCUCGACGGCCCGCCAGUUCUCCGUGCUUCGCUACGAAAACGAGCGAGUCAACCAGUAUUUCGUGGAGGUGCAGGACUGGGUGGUACACGGCCUGCGCGGGCACGGUGUCGACGUCAACACGCCCAAGUGGCCCAGCUGCCUCGACCACCCCCGCAACUACCCGGAGAGCUGUCUCGGGCGCACUUGCGUGACCACCUUCGCCUGCACGAAUGAUAUGACUGCCGAGGCGAUCCUGCGCACGGUGCUGGCCGGCCACGACACGUCGGUGGUCCAUUUCCAGCUCGAGGUGGUGGGCGGCAUGCCGCGGCCGUGCUUCGACGACCCCAGCUUCCUGCCCCUGUGGCGCCUGGCCGCCGUGUGGGACUACAGCGCCGCCAACGUGGCCGCCCUGGCCCAGACCGGCCCGCUUUCUUCCCUACCCGGUGCUUGGGCGCGACCGGCAGUGGUCAACCUCACCUCCUACCCGGGCAUCUCGGGCGACCCGGCCGACGACCACCGCCCACCUGAGCGCAAGCGGUUCGACGAGCCCUACACGUACGACGUGGUGCUGCUCAUGGGCAUGAAUCCUCGGCGCCUGGCCAUGGUCAAUGCCCUGCUGCAGCGCAACCUCACCGUGUUCUACCCCCCAUACAACUCGCGUGCGGGCUGGGGUCGCGAGCGCGUGGCCCUCGUGCGGAGCGCCGCUCUGCUGCUCAACGUGCACCAGUUCGACGCCGCGUCGGGUCCCAUCGAGGCCCCGCGCCUGAUCUUCCUGCUCUCGCUUGGCGUCAGCGUUCUGUCGGAGGACUCGACCGACCAGGCGGGCAAGGCCUACUGGGCCGACGGGGUGGAGUUUGUGCCCUACGACCAACUGGCCGACGCUGCGGUGCGCCUGGUGGCCAACGCCACGCGGCGGUAUGAGCUGGCCGCUGCGGGCUACCGGCUCGUGCGGCGUGUGAGCCCUCGCGACGCCAUCAAGUCGGCGCUGAUGGCCGCCCUCGACUGGACCAACACCUCCUACUCGCUGCAAGCCUGUCCCUCUUGA
Molecule: messenger RNA, 1032 nt
Organism: Acanthamoeba castellanii str. Neff
Lineage: Eukaryota; Discosea; Longamoebia; Acanthamoebidae
Exons: 1
Coding region: 1-1032 (343 amino acids)
Source: RefSeq, a predicted model, not a curated record